This is a messenger RNA of Fonsecaea multimorphosa CBS 102226, 2184 nucleotides long. RefSeq lists its product as uncharacterized. Gene Ontology annotation, biological process: DNA-templated transcription; regulation of DNA-templated transcription. Bases 1 to 2184 code for a protein of 727 amino acids. NCBI's taxonomy places the organism in Eukaryota, Fungi, Ascomycota, Eurotiomycetes, Chaetothyriales, Herpotrichiellaceae. The transcript has a single exon. The record is from RefSeq and is a predicted model, not a curated record. Gene Ontology annotation, molecular function: zinc ion binding; DNA binding; DNA-binding transcription factor activity, RNA polymerase II-specific.
AUGACUGCAUCGGGCGCCAACGCCGUCAGAGUCCGCGACAAAUACACUUCGCGAGCUUGUAAUGAGUGUCAACGCCGUAAGAGGAAGUGCAGCGGCGAAAAGGUAUGCCGAAACUGUCGCCAUUGUGGUACUGAAUGUGUAUUUUCAGAGCCACGGGGCACCAGGCAUUCGAGGACAUCGAACUUGCUGGCGCCAAAUGUUAAUCCAACCGACUGGGUCAAUGUCGACAGUCGAGCCAAUCCUGGCCCUAGCCAUAGCACUGCGGUUGCGAGAGACGAUGCUCCGGAGCCAGUGGCUGUAGCCACGCAAGGACCACAGCCAAACGGCAGGACUGGACUGAACGAGCCAGAAAGAGCCUCAACACAGCCUCCAAGCGACCAGCAAUUCAUGGGCCAGAUACUCUCACCCAACGAACCAAUGUUCGGGGACAACCAGGGCCAGACUCCUCUAAGCACCAUCGACGCGGAGACGUCGUCUCCUCGAGAAAGCGUUUUUGAACGCAACACCAAUUUUAUGACUGGUACCGCUUUUUUCCAGCAGAUCGAUCUUCUCGACCGUUCUGUGACUCGAGCACAAGGGACAGACCUCAUCAAAGUGGGUGGUUUCCUGGGAAGCUCGACCUUUGAACCAAACACUUCGGUAGCCGACAUCUACCGCGACAUAGAUCAAACUGUCGAUCAGGCACGGGUUGAAGACCCGACCAAGAUCCAUAGGUCCCUGGACAUGUUCUUUGCGAACGUGCAGCCACAUUACCCUUGUAUGAAUGAGGGCUACCUGCGUGCACAAUUCUCCGCGUUUGUUGCAAAUGACUCGAAUAGUCUUACCAAGAACGGCUCAGUGCAACUGGCCGCCUUGCUCCAGUUCAUCAUGGCAGUGGUGAGUAUAUUAUGCGACAGCUCCACCCAGGGUCAAUACCUCCCCGGCUGGAAGGAGUUCUGUCGUGGUGACAAGCUCCUCAGCCACGCCACCUGGCUAGAGAGAGCCAACAUUGUGACGAUUCAAACACUGCUUGUGAAAACACUAUAUUUUAUGUAUGCAGGCCUUUUGAACUCGGCCUACGACACAAUGGGAACGGCAGUGCGGUUGUGUUUUCAGUUGGGUCUACAUAAUGAGCCCUCAUGGGGUGAGGAUUGCAAGUUUUACGACAGAACGUACCGGCAGCGAGUUUUCUGGUCGGUCUUUUGUCUUAACCACAACGUUGCUCAGACGCGUGGUGUGCCUGAGCUGCUCCGGGAGUCAGAUAUCAAUGUUGGUUUGCCCAAAUGCGUCGAUGAUCGAAUGCUCUACCCGGAUUGUCCCUCGUUGCCUGAGAUGCCUACAACCUCUCCAGUUCCCUACCUAUUGGAAACGAUCAAGUUGACAAGGCUCUCUUCAGAGGUUUGGGAGGCCAUGUUUGGGGCACGUGCAAAGAAACCGGUCAGCCAGGACCUUCUUGCUGCUAUGGACAACAAGGUUAUUGAAUUAUCUCGAGAGAUUCCCUCUUCCCUUCGGUGGCCUCAAGUUGCAGCAUCUCAGCAAAUGUACGACGGAGCACCUUCUUUUAUACAACAGCAAGGCUUUAUUCUGCAUCUACGGAUUCUAUACCUACGAAUGUUGUUGCGUCGAGAGGAAAUGAUUAGCCUCACCUACGGGAGAAAGACUGCGCAGCUCUGCAUCGACAUUGCCACCGAGGUCGUGGCUGCUGUCGAAACAUGCUAUACAACCCAGAGAUCGAAACGCUGCGAAAGACAUGCUUACUUGCAUCAUCUAACCGGUGCUCUGGUUCCCAUGAUCUGCAUUAUAGUAAAGCAGAACAACUCAGAGGAUUUGACUCGGCCGGCCAUAAAUCUCCUGAACAAGUCCCUAAAGGUUAUGGAGUCUUUCUCUCAAGGUUCCUUCCUCGCUCGGCGUAUCUUGCAGCAACUACGUCGGCCUAUCAAAGUGGCCCGGGAUACUAUCGAGUCUCUGUGGCCUCAAAAUGUCCGGGGUGCCGCAGCAUCGCAUCCGAUUACAACGGCAUUUGGGCCAGCGCAGAAUACGAUUUGGAAUGGCAGCAAUGUCAGUUCCAACAACGAUUGGGAUCUUUCUCUGCCAGCUAUUUAUCAGGAUCCAUUUCAAGAUCCCCUGCAGAAGACUUCAGACAUGCCUUUCUUGUGGGAUGAUAGCAGUGUGGACCUUUGGAACAAUUUCAACUGGUCAGGAUGA